Messenger RNA from Perognathus longimembris pacificus (Pacific pocket mouse), 5208 nucleotides. It is a transcript of the gene Usp42, whose product is annotated as ubiquitin specific peptidase 42. The transcript has 17 exons. Gene Ontology annotation, cellular component: nucleus; cytosol. NCBI's taxonomy places the organism in Eukaryota, Metazoa, Chordata, Mammalia, Rodentia, Heteromyidae. Gene Ontology annotation, biological process: regulation of apoptotic process; protein deubiquitination. Bases 372 to 4184 code for a protein of 1270 amino acids. The record is from RefSeq and is a predicted model, not a curated record. Gene Ontology annotation, molecular function: cysteine-type deubiquitinase activity; cysteine-type endopeptidase activity.
GCUUUUUCUGUAUAUGUGGUGCUGAGGAAUCGAACCCAGGGCUUCAUGUAUAUGAGGCAAGCACUUUACCACUAGGCCAUAUUCCCAGGCCCUGCAAUGUGUUUUUAAGGGACAUAGAAUUGAAGUUCUAGUCAAAUACUUUACUGAAGACUUUUAAAUAAAAAAUGGUUGACAUAUUGAAAUUAGCAUGUUUGUAAAUGUCUUGAAAUAAUUGAAAGUGUUAGCUAAUACGGUUUUUAUAUUUUUGGGAUUUGUUUGAAAGUAAUUUGAAAGAACUAGAAAAAAUUUCAAGAUCCAUUAGGUUUUAAGUAGAUCACUUUAUUCAUCUUGUGAAGCAAAUAUGUGCUUUUCAUUUCUUGCAGAGUUGAACAAUGACCAUAGUUGACAAAGCUGAAUCUUCAGGCCCAUCAACCUAUCAGAACCAGCCUGGCAGUUCUGAGGCUGUCUCACCUGGAGACAUGGAUACAGGCUCUGCCAGCUGGGGUGCUGUGUCUUCGUUAAAUGAUGUUCCAAACCACACACUUUCUUUAGGACCAGUACCUGGUGCUGUAGUUUAUUCAAGUUCAUCUGUACCUGACAAAUCAAAGCCAUCGCCACAGAAGGAUCAAGUCCUAGGUGAUGGCAUUGCUCCUCCUCAGAAAGUACUUUUCCCAUCCGAGAAGAUUUGUCUUAAGUGGCAACAAACUCAUAGGGUUGGCGCUGGGCUCCAGAAUUUGGGUAACACUUGUUUUGCCAAUGCAGCACUGCAGUGUUUAACCUACACGCCACCUCUCGCCAAUUACAUGUUAUCACACGAGCACUCCAAAACAUGUCAUGCAGAAGGCUUUUGUAUGAUGUGCACGAUGCAAGCACACAUUACCCAGGCGCUCAGUAAUCCUGGGGAUGUUAUAAAACCCAUGUUUGUCAUCAACGAGAUGCGCCGUAUAGCUAGGCACUUCCGUUUUGGAAACCAAGAAGAUGCCCAUGAGUUCCUUCAGUAUACUGUCGAUGCUAUGCAAAAGGCAUGCUUGAAUGGCAGCAAUAAAUUAGACAGACAUACCCAGGCCACUACACUUGUUUGUCAGAUAUUUGGAGGAUAUUUAAGAUCUAGAGUCAAAUGUUUAAACUGCAAAGGCGUUUCAGAUACUUUUGAUCCAUAUCUUGAUAUAACAUUGGAAAUAAAGGCUGCUCAGAGUGUGAACAAGGCAUUGGAGCAGUUUGUGAAGCCAGAGCAGCUGGAUGGAGAAAACUCCUACAAGUGCAGCAAGUGUAAAAAGAUGGUUCCAGCUUCAAAGAGGUUCACUAUACAUAGAUCCUCCAAUGUUCUUACACUUUCCCUGAAACGCUUUGCAAAUUUCACCGGGGGAAAAAUUGCUAAGGAUGUGAAAUAUCCUGAGUACCUUGAUAUUCGGCCAUACAUGUCUCAACCCAGUGGAGAACCAAUUAUUUAUGUUUUGUAUGCAGUGCUGGUGCACACUGGCUUUAACUGCCAUGCUGGCCACUACUUCUGCUACAUAAAAGCUAGCAAUGGCCUCUGGUAUCAGAUGAAUGACUCCAUCGUGUCCACCAGUGAUAUUAGAUCAGUACUCAGCCAACAAGCUUAUGUUCUCUUUUAUAUCAGGUCCCAUGAUGUGAAAAAUGGAGGUGAACUUACCCAUUCUCCCCACAGCCCUGGCCAGUCCUCUCCCCGCCCUGUGAUCAAUCAGCGGGUUGUUACCAACAAGCAGGCCGCACCAGGGUUUAUUGGACCACAGCUUCCCUCUCAUAUGAUAAAGAAUGCACCUCACUUAAAUGGGACUGGGCCAUUGAAGGACACACCAAGCAGUUCCAUGUCAAGUCCUAAUGGAAACCCCAGUGUUAACAGGACUAGUCCUGUUAAUGCUUCCACUUCUGUUCAAAACUGGUCAGUUAACAGGCCCUCAGUUAUUCCUGAACACCCCAAGAAACAAAAAAUCACCAUCAGUAUUCACAACAAGUUGCCUGUUCGCCAAGGUCAGUCUCAGCCUAUCCUUCAUAGCAAUUCUCUGGAGGCCCCUACCAAGCCUGUUCCCUCCUCUACCAUCACCAAUUCUUCUGCAAUACAGUCUACCUCGAAUGCAUCUACGAUGUCAGUUUCUAGUAAAGUAGCAAAAUCGGUUUCCCCGAGCAAGUCCUGCUCCCAGCCAGUGGUGAAUGGCAAGUCCAAGCUGAGUUCCAGCGUGCUGGUCCCCUACGGAGCCGAGUCCGACGAGGAGUCCGACGAGGAGUCCAAGGGCCUUGCCAAGGAGAACGGCGUGGUCCCCACACUGAGCCCGUUCCCUGCUGCUCAAGAAGCCGAGGACGGUGAGACUUCUCAGCCGGAGUUGCUGGAGCCUGUCUCCCAAAAUGGUGCUAACAGUGCAGAUGGCAACCUGAAGGAGAAUGGCCUGUCCUUUGACAGUGCCAGCUGCCAUGUGCAGCCCGCUCUUCUCUCAGAAAACCCCUUUUCCAAAGCAAAUGGUCUUCCUGGAAAGUUGAUGCCCACUCUUUUGCCGUCUCUCCCAGAGGACAAAAUUCUGGACACUUUCAAACUUAGCCACAAAGUAAAAGGCUCUGCAGGUGAAACAAGCCCCCCAGGAGCAGGGAGUAGCCCCGUGGAGGACCCUGCCGAGCCGGAGCCGGCCUGCAUCAGCGCGGUGGCUGCAGCCCCCAAGACGCCAGAUGCCCCCGCUAGCCCGAGCUGGUCCGCGGCACCGCCGCCCGUGGACCCCGGUGUCACCUCCACCAAAGAAGGCUGCCCCGAGGCGGACCCGGCCGAGCCCCGCAAGGACGGGGACCGAGAUCCGGACGGUGGCCGGGACGAGGACAGGGAAUGGGGCGAGGAUGAGGCCCUUCCUGGUAUGCACGCGCCUUGCGGCCCCCCGGGAGCCCCGCGCACGCCGCCUCCGGAGGCGGACCGGAGAGCCGAGAGCCCCGCCGCCAAAUCCGGGGAGAAGCCGAGCCCCUCGGAAGAUGGGGCGGAGCCCGUGCACUGGGUUCACCUCCGCAGGGAUAGGGGCGAGGCCGCCGAGGAGCCCCCGGCACCAGACAGGACCGCGGCUGCCCCUGCGGAAGGGGCCACGGGGCGCGGGCCCCCAGGGGACGAGGGCAGCGCGGUGUCCCUGGCCCCAGCCAGGGACAAGCCGGGUGGCCCGAGCGGCCUCCGAAGGGUGGAACGGGGCCACUGCCGGGACCGCAGCCGCCGGGACCACGACGACCGCGACCCGGGCCGAGACCGCGGCCGCUCCUCCAGCGGAGAUCGUGGGGACCAUGCGCGAGAGAGCCGGGGCAGCUCCGCGGCCCACGGGCCCCACCGCCAUGGGCGGCGGCGCUCCUACGGCCGGGAACACUGCGCCGGGAGCCCGCGCCCGCCCGGCCACGGCCACGCCGGCCCCGAGCCCCGCGGCCCGAGCAGGUACGGCCACCACCGCCCGCGGAGCCGGAGCCGCAGCGGGCCAGAACAGGACUGGGGGCGGCACCGCCGCGCGGAGAGCGAGCUGGCCCGGGGCCGCGAGGACUUCCACCCCGGGAGGCUGCGUUGGGACCGCGGCUACCGCCCCAGGUUCGCGCCCUACGCCGCCCGCGAGCGCUGGGCCCCGGCCCGGCCCCGGGACUGCUACUGGGCCCGCGCCCGCGGCCUCCACUCUCCGCCCGCGCUCCCCGAGCGCCCCCGGGACGCCACGCCUCCGCCCGGGCCCGACGGCUGCGGCCUCCCGGAGCGCCUCCACGGACACGAGAACGCCAAGGCCCGGAAGCGGAGGUACGAGGGCACCGACGCCAACCACAGCCACCCGGACAAGAAAGCCCGGAGAAGCUUCGAGAAGGACUCGUCGUCGGGAGAGCCGAGGACGGCCAAGAAGCACAAAAAGUCAAAGAAGAAGAAGAAAUCCAAAGACAAACACCGAGAGCGGGACUGCAGGCCCCAGCAGGAUUUGGAGCUUUCCGUGUCAUACUCUGACGCUGGCCUCCACAGACACAGAAAGAAGAAGAAGAAAAAGAAGAGGCACUCGAGGAGACCAGAGGACUUUGGGAAAGAUGCAGAACCACACCUAGCAAAGGCCGUGAGCUAUGACACCAUGGGCCAUUUCCGGAGAACUGAGGGGGGAGUUUUGCUCACUGAGGGCCCCUUCCGGGAGAAGACAAAGCAUCUGAGGAUGGAGGGCAGGGCUGACAGGUGCCAUCUGUCCGAGUAUGGCCAGGGUGAUUGAAAACUUGGCCUCAGACAAAAACGUCACUAGUUACGAUUCAACAUGUUCAACAGAAGCCAUCCCCAACCCAGCUUAAAUUAUCAACCUAGAGAAUAACUCGGUUCAAACUGUGUGGUGCUUCUUUUAGUAAAUACUGUACAGAUUUUACCAUGGAAAUUUUUUUUUUUUUUUAGUUUUUACCUUUUCUUAAUUGCCCUUAUUCCAAAUGGAUGAACACUUUCUACAACUGCUGACCAUUGUAAAAUACUGUGUAUAUAAAUCACAUUGAAAUAAUGCCCUGGAAUAGAACAUCUCAAAUGCUGCUUAAUUACAGACUCAGGUUGAUUACUUGUAUUUCAUGUAAUGUUCCUCCACAUUAGACAUCUGGUGCAGACCAACUGGGAAACAAACCAUGGAAUUAUUAAAAGUACAAACUGACAGUGUGCAUAUUUAAUUUAAAGAUUUAUUUAAAAGAUUUGCAAGCUCUCAACUAGACUUUUGAGGGCAGUCUGUUUUCUGUAAUGUCUGAUACUAGAAACUAAUUUGCUUCAUAUUUUAGUUGUAUUCAAGAUUUGAACGUGUAUUUUAUAGACAAGUUCUGUUUUUGAACUUUGUGGAAAUAUUCCAAUCAAAUACCAGUUAUUAAUGAGUAUUUACAUUAUGAAUGUAUAAUCCAAACAUUAUUUGUAAAGCCUGCAGUAUGUUUUUAUUACAUAACACUUUUUUAUACAGUGUCUAGCGUCCUGAUUAUAUGAUAUUGAAGUCUGAGUUGUCAGCUUGGUCCCUUCAAGUUUCUAGUUACAGACAAAAAUUAUACUGUGAUUUUAUUUUUAAUAUGGAUAUGCUAUCAAACUGUGAUACACUUAUAAUUCACUGGUCCUGCAUCAGGAGAUGGAGUGGGGAAAACUGUAUUUAAUACAGUUUGUGUUGUUCAGAGAUGUCUAAAGUUUGAUCUUUGUUUUUUUAAAGAUUAAAAAAGCACUAGCCCCACUGUAAAUAUACAGCAUGUAAAAUUUAUAUAGUAUAUAAAUGGCAGCAAAGUAAA